Molecule: messenger RNA, 1294 nt
Organism: Anarrhichthys ocellatus (wolf-eel)
Lineage: Eukaryota; Metazoa; Chordata; Actinopteri; Perciformes; Anarhichadidae
Exons: 7
Coding region: 677-1294 (205 amino acids)
Source: RefSeq, a predicted model, not a curated record
AUUAUUAUUAUAAACUAACUGAAGCUGAAGAGAGACUGGUCCCCACUGGUCUGCAGAAACGACGCCAAAGUUCUCGCUUUCUUCUUCAUGCUAUUUGUGAAAAUGAAAAAGAAAAGGAGAACUAACCCAGUUUUUCACAUCUAGACCACAUUGGACCAGAUCCAGAUCAAAAACCACUACAACUACUCUUGUGAAACCUGGAUGUGAUCAUCCCAGAGGAGCCAGUAACUCUUUAAAACACACUUUCAGAUUUGUGAAACCUUUUAUUGUAUUUGUAAAAAUGCUUAAAAGGGAGAUUUCACUGCCACUGACCAGGUCCAGAUCAAAAACCACUGCACCUACUUCAGCAUCGUCCCGGCUCAUCACAUUAUCAUAAAGCCUGCACAUCCUGGCACCUCGGCUACAUUUACCCGAGUAGCUGCUGCGCUACAAACAUGCAAAUAUCCAGACGUGCUGUAAUUUAAAACCUCCACAAAGUGUCAGAGAUCUCUAGUAGGUUGUUACCUCACCGACCAGCCCCUAAAACACGUCUAGAGUUACUGCAUCGCCAGCCCACGCUGGUGUUUGAUGGUGUAACACCACACAACACUGUCUUGCGUGACAGUUUUUGCACCAAAGGAUUAAAAAAUCAACAGACUAAUGGCAGUGAAUGUUGCUUUUCUAGUUCAACUCCGACAUGAACUGGGACAACCAGCUGAGCUCUAUCCUGUCAGUAGCAGAUGGCAGCGUUGCAAAGAUGAGGGAGAGACUGACCUCACCGGGGAAAUUCUCCAAAGGAGAAGAUUUGUUUCCAGCGAGGGAGAGGAUUCCUGAUUUAGAUCUGGGUCCUCCUGCUCUCCCGCCGCGAGCCCCGCUCCUCCUCCUCCGACAGCCCUCCUCACCUCUCAGCCCUCCCGUUCAGUGGGCCGACCUGGCCGCCAUCCAGUCACAGCUCCAGAUACAGAGCCAGGCGAUUGAGUCGCUCAGCCAGAAGCUCCAUGACGUGGAGAGAGAGAGACAGUCUCAACAGUGUCACAUCCGGACGCUACAAGAGGAGGUUCACCGGCUGCGUGAGGAGCUGAGGGAGAAGGAGAGAGAAUCCAGGAGGGGGCCGAGUCCAGGAGCCGAGAGGAAGAUGGAUCAGUGGAGGAGAGAGGUCGGACGUGAGCUGAGCAGUCUGCGGGGACACAUCACCAGAGCCACGUUGCCAGGCAACCCGGAGGAAAGUUUUACUUCAAAGCUCCACCGAGAGGAGCUGGAGCACCUGCGCAGAGAGGUGGACCAACUGAAGACGCAUCUAAGUGAGUCACAAUAA